AGAGAACGACCAGGUGCCAAUCGCAGACAUGAUGGGUGAAUGUAUGCAGUAGUGUAUUGAAGAAGUGUCGAAGUUGAGGAAACCUGUGUCGAUGUCGUUACUCCACGUUCAGCCUCUGCCUUUUGUACUAAUGGUCUCCUUCGCGCUUGUAGAACUUUGGAAGUCGUCAAGCGAGCAGCGGUUGGAGAAGCAUCUCAAGAGCUUGUGGGGAGCUCUUAAGUUUAAUGCACGUGGGAGGCGUCCUGGUUCGCAUGCACUGGCGCCUCGUCCACAUUGUCAAGCUUUGAUAUCCCGGACGUUAGUGAGGAUAAGGUUAAAGAGGCCGCCAAACCACGCCCAUGACUACGCGCGAGAUCCCUCUAAAACCGGCGAUGUGGUGCUUGGAAUAAGCGACACUAUCAACUUCCCAUCUUCAACCUACGUUUGGGGAAUUUCCAAUACGCCAACAUAUUUCACUGCACCUUCUAACGAGGAUGGGAGCAAAUGCGAGUCAGAUACUCAGGACCAGGAAGCGGGGAAGUGAGAAUCAGACGCGAUCCAGGGAGACAUGCCAGGGCUUCGGACGGAGGCGGCGCAAAUGCACGGGGUAGAUCAGGUUUCUUCGAGUGGUCUUAUGCGCAUCAAGUGUUCUUGUCCUCUCAGGCACUGCGUAGAUUUGGAAAGGGAGGGUAUAAUAUCACCUACACUAUGACCGUAGGCUUUCAUUCAUGCGGAUUCCAGCACGCCAAGAUCGUAUUUGGAAAUAUCGAUGACAACGACAUGCAUGAAGCUGGACAUCGUCGUCAUGAACACAUCCAGCCAGGGGAAACUGUAGCCACGACUCAGGGCCAAGUCUAGCUGACCGUUCAA
Molecule: messenger RNA, 849 nt
Organism: Aaosphaeria arxii CBS 175.79
Lineage: Eukaryota; Fungi; Ascomycota; Dothideomycetes; Pleosporales
Exons: 2
Coding region: 92-523 (143 amino acids)
Source: RefSeq, a predicted model, not a curated record